GCGGAUAAAUACCUGUUGAGCGGACGUCCCGCAGCUCCUAGUCCGGCUGUCAGGAUGUGCUGGCGGCUGUCGGCGGUGUUUGUGGCCGCCCUCCUCGCCUCGCCGCGGUCCUCCUCCGCGGACACGUACGUGCUGAGCGACGACGGGGGGCUGGGGAGGGACUUCGACGGGAUCGGGGGUCUGAGCGGCGGAGGGGCCACCUCCCGGUUACUGGUGAACUACCCGGAGCCGCACCGCAGCCAGAUCCUCGAUUACCUGUUCAAGCCAAACUUUGGGGCAUCUCUGCACAUACUGAAGGUGGAGAUUGGAGGAGACGGACAAACCACCGAUGGAACCGAGCCGUCACACAUGCACUAUGAGGACGAUGAGAACUACUUCAGAGGAUACGAGUGGUGGCUGAUGAAGGAGGCCAAAAAGAGGAACCCUGACAUAGUUCUGACCGCUUUGCCGUGGUCCUUCCCCGGAUGGCUGGGCCACGGAAAAGACUGGCCCUACGACUUCCCUGAUGUCACAGCAAACUAUGUAGUGAAAUGGAUCCUUGGUGCCAAGAAAUACCACGACCUGCACAUUCAAUAUGUCGGGAUCUGGAACGAGAGGAAUUUUGACGUCAAGUACAUCAAGCUGCUGCGGUACACUUUGGAUAAGAGCGGUCUGGAGGAGGUCAGGAUCAUAGCCAGCGACAACCUGUGGGAGCCCAUAGCUCAAUCGCUGCUGCUUGACCCUGAGCUCAGUGGAGCUGUAGACGUGAUAGGGGCUCACUAUCCGGGUACAGUAACGGUCCCACAGGCCCUGAAGACGCUGAAGAAGCUGUGGGCAUCAGAGGACUACAGCACCUACAACGAUGCGAUGGGCGCCGGCUGCUGGGCUCGCAUCCUCAACCAGAACUACGUCAACGGACAAAUGACGUCAACCAUCUCCUGGAACCUGGUGGCCAGUUACUAUGAGGAGCUGCCGUUCGGCAGAUGCGGUUUGAUGACGGCUCAGGAGCCCUGGAGCGGAAACUAUGUGGUCUCUCCUCCCAUCUGGAUCACAGCCCACACCACCCAGUUCACACAGCCAGGAUGGACGUACCUGCGGACUGUGGGACAUCUGGCUCAGGGAGGAAGCUACGUCGCCCUGACAGACGGCAAAGGAAACCUGACAGUUGUCAUCGAAACCAUGACUCAUGAUCAUUCUGCCUGCAUCAGACCUCCUCUGCCUGCGUUUAACCUGACGUCUCAGACUGCAACUUUCAACCUGCGAGGAUCCUUUGCUUCCAUAAAGGAGCUCCAGGUGUGGCGAUCGCAGUUCAACUUCAAGACACAGAAGCCGUCCUUCUUUGAGAAGCUGACUGCGGUGAAGCUGGUAAACGGGUCGUUCACCCUGGAUCUGGCUGAAGAUGAGGUUUACACACUGACCACCGUCACCACAGGGAGAAAAGGCAGCUACGCUGACCCGCCGCCCUCAGCUCGCUUCCCUAAAGCCUACAAGGACAACUUUGAUGUUCAAGACCCUCCGUUCUCUGAGGCUCCAAACUUUGCUGACCAGACUGGCGUGUUUGAGUACUUUGUGAACACCACUGACCCCGGACCGCACGUGUUCACCAUGCGGCAGGUCGUCACUCAGAGACCCGUCACCUGGACAGCCGAUGCCGACCAGACCAUCAGCGUCAUCGGAGACUAUAAGUGGCAGAAUCUGAGUGUCACAUGUGACGUCUUCAUGGAGAAUGUUAAAAACGGUGGCAUAUUUGUGGCAGCCAGAGUUAGUAAAGGAGGCCAGGACGUGCGGCGUGCCAAAGGCGUCUUCUUCUGGGUUUUUGUUAAUGGCACCUACAAAGUGACCUCAGAUAUUGGUGGGCAGGCGGUGCUCGCAGAGGGGAAGUCCGGGACUGAGGCAUUUACCUGGUACACAUUAUCCCUGACUGUGGAGGGCCAGAAAGCCACCGGGAUGCUGAACGGAAAGGUGCUUUGGACCAAUAGCGUGCAGCUGCAGCCGCCGAACGGCUGGGCGGCCAUCGGAACCGCCUCCUUUGAGCUGGCCCAGUUUGACAACUUCUCUGUGGUGGCGGAGUGAUGAGGUCACAUGAUGAAUACUUGACCUCUCUGAACAUUUGUUGGGGAGGGGGUCUUAAAGAAGCAGGAUGUCACCACUCUUCUGGCUUACAGGAAAUGAUUUUUGCACUGUGUUUUUUUAAGGGUUUGCUGCUUUUUUAAGAUGAAUGUGAUGAAAAGGUGAUGAUAAAAUUCAAGUGUUUGUCUACCAUCACUUUGCACAUCAUGCGACCUGACUCAUUUGACCUCAAUCCUGUGACCUGAACUUCUCAGGAGCUGUUGGUUUUUUACGUUUUUUUUUUUUUUUUUUUUUUACUGAUCAAAAUGUUUGUCUGUAUUACUGAUUUUGUUUAACAACUCUGAUUUUGGGCCAAUUUCUUGUUUUAUCACAUUGACUGUUGUUUUAUCCUUUACUGUUUGUAAUAAACAUUGGUUUUCACCAUUAAAAA
This is a messenger RNA of Oryzias latipes (Japanese medaka), 2479 nucleotides long. It is a transcript of the gene galcb, whose product is annotated as galactosylceramidase b. The record is from RefSeq and is a predicted model, not a curated record. Lineage: Eukaryota; Metazoa; Chordata; Actinopteri; Beloniformes; Adrianichthyidae. Gene Ontology annotation, molecular function: galactosylceramidase activity. Gene Ontology annotation, biological process: galactosylceramide catabolic process. Gene Ontology annotation, cellular component: lysosome.